Rubroshorea leprosula is the source of this 1402-nucleotide messenger RNA. The record is from the annotation of a GenBank genome assembly. NCBI's taxonomy places the organism in Eukaryota, Viridiplantae, Streptophyta, Magnoliopsida, Malvales, Dipterocarpaceae.
GCUAUCCAGUCUACCAGUGUUCCUGAUGUCAUUCUAUCUUCUCCCUAAACAGGUAAUCUAUGAACUUGAUAAAAUUAGAAGGAAAUUCUUGUGGGGAGGGGUUGAGGAAGGUAGAAAGAUUGCAUGGGUGUCUUGGGAUAGGGUAUGCUGUAGUAAAAAAGAGGGAGGCUUGGGGAUCAAAAAUUUGAGAUGGUUUAAUAUGGCAUUGCUUGGCAAAUGGUGGGCGAGACUAGCAGUAGAGGGAGACAAGGGUUUAUGGUCUAGGGUACUUCUAGAAAAGUAUGGUGGCAAGGAAGGAAAUUGGUUGUCAUGGUUGAGAGAGGGUCGGGGCUUAGGAUCUUCUUGGUGGAAUGAUGUUUGUAAAUUGAAUAGAGGCUUAGAUGGAAAGGAUGAGUGGCUGUUUUCAAAUUUUAAGUUGAAUUUGGGUGAUGGGAAAAGUGUUAGGUUUUGGAAUGAUGCAUGGGCGGGGGGGGACACUUUAGCUAAUAUUUUCCCCAGACUUUUCUUGUUGGCUACAGAAAAAAAUUGCAGCAUCUACGAUAUGGGACAUUGGGUAGAUGGGUGCUGGUUUUGGAGGUUCCAAUGGAGAAGAAGACUUCGAGCCUGGGAAGAGGACAAAUUGAAACAACUAACCGAGGCUAUACAACACAUAAAGCCAACGCAGGACAAGAAGGACAAUUGGAGUUGGAGGCUACAUGGUGAGGGAAAAUAUACCACAAGAUCUGCCUACGAGCAACUUGUAAAGAAAGAGGAUAACAGGCUAAUGGAGUACAGAAAACUGCGGAGUGCACAAGUUCCAUCAAAAGUUUGUCCAAUAUGGAAGCUUGCUGCCAAACUCUUCUCCUUCUCUGAAACCAGAUUUGCUUCACCCUUUUAUUUAUUUAUUUUUUUUUUUGGGCUGCUUGGCGAUGACGAUGAUGAUGGUGGUGAUGGUGAUGGAAAACAGAGGGAUCUAUGGUUCUAUCCCUCUCCUUCUAUUUCGAUGGUGAUUGAGGAUGGUGAUGGAGGUGGAGGUUGUGAUGAUGAUGAGAUGCAAGGAGAUGGUCUAGAUCUACAAAAGGGAGAUGAAUCGAGAGAGAAGAAAAGGUGGGUUCUCGGAGAACCUAGACCGAGAGAGAGAGAGAAAAAAAAAGGGGGGGUCUGGGUUCUCCAAGAGAACCUAGAUUGGGUUCUCCGAGAAGAACCCAGAUUGGGCUCUCCUGGAGAACCUAGACCUGGGUUCUCUUAAGAACUCGAAAGAAAAAAAAAAAAAAAGAAAUGGUAAAUUUGUAAUUUUACUUUUAAAAUUAUUUGGUUAUGUGAAGUGUGCACUCCCGGAUGUUGAACCGGGAUGUACAUGAAUCAUGGUUCAUAUAUUUAAUAUUAUUUUUGAGAAAUUUACUAACAAAGCUUUUAUCGAGAG